CUUCGUCCCCAAAUCAAUUUGUGUGUUAGAGAGAGAGAGAGAGAGAGAGAGAGAGGAUAAUUCUAGGGUUUGUUCGAUUCUCCUGCAACGAUGAUGAAACCCGAGGAUGCGACGGCGAAACGAGAUUCGAAGGAGGUGGAAUCUGACUCGUCUGUCUCUAAAAAACAGAAGAUCGAAGAUGAAGACGACACAAGCAUGGAAGAAGAAAGCGAUAACGAAGGCUUAUGGAGUGUCGACGCAGAAGACGAUGACGACGGCGCGAGAUCUCCGACGAUCAACUAUUCAAACUUGCAAGAUCCGGAACCGGAGUGGGAUAAGGACAGUUACGAUGGCUACGAAUUGAAAUUUGAUCCUGACGGCCGUGAAGGUUUCUCCAGCGACAAGGCGUACCAAGACUUCCGCGACUAUAAAACCAAGGCAUUUAAGAAUAGGGGGUUUUUAGAAGAUCCAUUCAGAUCCAUCUACCCCAUCAGAGAUCUGGACGAUCUCUGGACAACCACGACUAAGAGGCAGUAUUUGACAGAUAUUGCUUCCCUCUGUGUUAAGAAACUCAACGAGGAUAAGCGUUUGUCUGUGGAAGUUGCAAGCAUUGUGAGAGGCACUUUAAAACCAGGAGGUGGGUGGAAGCUGUACAUCACGUUUAUGGCUCGAGAGUAUCCCGAUGGUCCUCUCGUGGAGUAUCAAGCCAAGGCAGUGGAUUAUGCAGGACACAAAAUACCUCCAUUUCCCAUUCUCUGCAGACCAGCCUCUUGCAUGCCCUAAUCUAUGACUUGCAUUAGAUUGGGUAUGAUGCUCUUCUAGGGGAAGAUGAAGAUCAGAAUAAGGAUUUUCAGUUAUAAGUUUCAUUAGUCCUCAUGUGGAUUUAGCUUUUCUAUUUGGCUUUCAAACUUAUGGCCCUGCCUUUUAACUUGUAUCUUAUAUUUAUGGAUUUUAAUAUUAUGUUCACUGUUUAUUUUA
This is a messenger RNA of Brassica oleracea var. oleracea, 957 nucleotides long. RefSeq lists its product as uncharacterized. The transcript is spliced from 4 exons. The record is from RefSeq and is a predicted model, not a curated record. NCBI's taxonomy places the organism in Eukaryota, Viridiplantae, Streptophyta, Magnoliopsida, Brassicales, Brassicaceae. The coding region runs from base 91 to 762 and encodes 223 amino acids.